AUGGCCAUACUUAUUGGCUAUGUGGCUAUUAAGUCUGCCAUCUAUUGCUUUAGGAUGACUAAACCGUACUUCCCGUCGUCUAUUACUGUACAUAUCGACAUAGCGAUAUGUAUAUUAAGAGAUACGCUUAUUCUUAAUACCCUGCAUACAGUAGAUCACAAGACGAAAUAUGCCGACUUUCUUGCUUAUAAACAUUUUGUAAAAAGCCUGGGCGGCUUUCAUGAAGACUCUGAGAACGGAUCAAUUAUGGCUAGUGUGGCUGGGUUAAGUGCAUCUAGGCCAAGCCAUUGUCGCUUACUAUCAUCCAAAAUGGCCACUUAUGUUCACAAGAAAGUCUACAUAUUUCAAUUCAUACAGUAA
This is a messenger RNA of Fusarium mangiferae, 360 nucleotides long. RefSeq lists its product as uncharacterized. Bases 1 to 360 code for a protein of 119 amino acids. The record is from RefSeq and is a predicted model, not a curated record. The transcript has 2 exons. Lineage: Eukaryota; Fungi; Ascomycota; Sordariomycetes; Hypocreales; Nectriaceae.